Messenger RNA from Papaver somniferum (opium poppy), 717 nucleotides. RefSeq names its product germin-like protein subfamily T member 2. The coding region runs from base 1 to 717 and encodes 238 amino acids. NCBI's taxonomy places the organism in Eukaryota, Viridiplantae, Streptophyta, Magnoliopsida, Ranunculales, Papaveraceae. Gene Ontology annotation, molecular function: manganese ion binding. The transcript has a single exon. The record is from RefSeq and is a predicted model, not a curated record. Gene Ontology annotation, cellular component: cell wall.
AUGGCUGCUGUGUGUAGUGUUAAAACUACAUCCUCAUUCUUCCUAGCAUUGUGUUUAACUAUGAUCAUGUUUUUUACUUUGUCCUGCUUUUCUGCUGAUCCCGACCCGCUUCAAGACAUUUGUGUUGCUGACUUGAACUCCACAAUUCGCGUCAAUGGGUUUCCUUGCAAGCCGGAGUCUCAAGUUACAUCAAAUGAUUUCUUCUUUAGUGGCUUGAUGAAUGCAGCAAGCACAGAGAAUCCGGAAGGGCGUGGUGUAAAAAUUGCUGAUGUUACCACCUUCCCUGGAUUAAACACCCAAGGACUUACGGUAGCUCGAAUCGACCUCGCACCUGGUGGAAUUGUUCCGCUUCACGUACACCCUCGAGGAAGUGAAGCUAAUUUUAUCUUAAAAGGGAACGUCUAUUUUGGGUUCAUAACUACUACUGAUGUUUUGUACGCAAAUGUUAUGAAACCUGGAGUGUUGAAUAUCAUUCCUAGAGGACUUGUGCACUUUGCAGCGAACAUUGGACCAGAGAAGGCUGUCAUCAUAGCUGUUUUAAAUAGUCAACUGCCCGGAUUUGCAAAUAUUCCUACCAACCUCUUUAAUUCUACCCCAGGAAUUCCUGAUUUUAUUUUGGCUAAGAACUUCCGAGUUGAUGAGAAGAUCAUCAAUAUCAUAAAGGCUAAGUUUGCUCUCAAUGGUUCUUUGGUUACUGGAACUUGGAAAGAUAUAUAG